Messenger RNA from Staurois parvus, 1992 nucleotides. Lineage: Eukaryota; Metazoa; Chordata; Amphibia; Anura; Ranidae. The record is from the annotation of a GenBank genome assembly.
AUGCAACCAGCAAGCUCCUUCAACUACGCUCGGCCUAAACAAUUUAUUGCCCAGAACAUGAGCAAUGCCCCAGGCUACGUUACACCAUCUUCGGGUUCCUCUACCUCCAGCAUCCCAUCCCCAAUAUCACCCCUCAACACCUCAACAGCAGUUUACCAGGGGGUUCCCGUGCAACCUUUCUCCCAGCCAUUUGCUUCUGAAGGUGAACAGUUUUGGUCGCCAACCUCCUCAUCUCCCCCUCCUCCUCCACCUCCUGUGUUGAGUCCAACUGCAAACUAUUCUGCCCAGGAUCCAUUUCCUCUUCCUCCACCCCCUCCACCCCUUCCUGGAUCUGGACCUUCUCCUUCAUACAGUCCAUCUCAGUCUCCAACAACCAGAGGCUCUAGCUCCAGCCACAGCCCUGCGGCCUUCCUCAGUUCCAUGUUGCCAUCUCAGCCAUCACCUGUCUCUUUCAAUGAACUUGGACUACCAAAAGGUGUUAUGCCUCCUGGCUUCCCAAGGAAGACAGGCCGGACUGCCCGCAUAGCCUCUGAUGAAGAGAUCCAGGGAACAAAAGAUGCAGUGAUACAGGAUCUCGAGAGGAAGCUGCGUUUCAAAGAGGAGCUCCUGAACAACGGUCAACCGAAAUUAACAUAUGAAGAGAAAAUGGCUCGGCGGUUGCUGGGAGCGGACAAUGCUGCAACAGUGUUUAAUUUGCAAGAACCAGAAGAUGAUAUAAAUACACAGGAGUACAAAGUGUCUAGCUUUGAGCAAAGGCUUAUCGGUGAAAUUGAGUAUCGCCUAGAACGUUCUCCUGUGGAAGAAUCGGAUGAUGAUGUAGAACAUGGGGAUGAAUCUGAUGGCAUCCCUCCUCAAUUUGAAACAAAACUGCGCCACUUCAAGAUCUUUGAAGGAAUGCCAGCAACUUUUUCAUGCAAGCUGACUGGCAAUCCAAAGCCAAAGAUAUAUUGGUUCAAAGAUGGGAAACAAAUCUCCAAAAGAAGCGAACACUACAGAAUCCAGAGAGAACCUGAUGGGACCUGUUCCCUCCACACCUCUGCUUCUUCCUUGGAUGAUGAUGGGAACUAUACUAUCAUGGCUGCCAACCCACAGGGCAGAGUUAGUUGUACCGGUAGACUGAUGGUGCAGGCUGUAAACCAGAGGGGAAGGAGUACCCGCACGCCGACAAACCAGCCUCACAUUCGUAGACCACGAUCUCGGUCAAGAGAUAGUGGUGAUGAGAAUGAACCCAUCCAGGAAAGAUUUUUCCGUCCUCAUUUCUUGCAAGCUCCUGGUGAUCUCAUAGUUCAAGAAGGGAAGCUUUGUAGAAUGGAUUGCAAGGUGAGUGGAUUACCAACCCCUGACCUGAGCUGGCAGCUAAAUGGCAGACCUGUCCGUCCAGACAACAAUCACAAGAUGCUGGUGCGUGAGAAUGGAGUGCACUCCCUGAUCAUUGAGCCAGUGACCAGCAGAGACGCUGGAAUAUACACUUGUGUGGCCUCGAACCGAGCUGGACAGAACUCAUUCAGCCUGGAACUUAUUGUGGCUGCGAGAGAUGCUCAUAAGCCACCUGUGUUCAUAGAAAAGCUCCAGAAUACAGGAGUGGCAGAAGGAUAUCCAGUGAGGCUGGAGUGCCGUAUCUCAGGAAGUCCCCCACCCCAGAUAUUCUGGAAGAAAGAAAAUGAAUCGCUGACAUACAACACUGACAGAGUCAGCAUGCAUCAAGAUAACUAUGGUUACCUUUGCCUACUGAUCCAAGGUACCACCAAAGAGGAUGCUGGCUGGUAUACGGUGUCAGCAAAGAAUGAGGCUGGCAUUGUGUCUUGUACUGCAAGGCUUGACAUACAUACUCAGUGGCAGCAGUCACAUACCCCCAAGACAAGAAAAGUACGGCCUUCCACCAGUCGAUAUGCAGCACUUUCUGACCAAGGCCUGGAUAUUAAAGCAGCAUUUAUGCCAGAAGCAAACCCAGUGCACCUCCAGCCAGCGCUGGUAGAAAGCGAUGACCUGUAG